Messenger RNA from Symsagittifera roscoffensis, 5580 nucleotides. RefSeq lists its product as uncharacterized. The transcript is spliced from 11 exons. Gene Ontology annotation, molecular function: ATP binding; protein serine/threonine kinase activity. Gene Ontology annotation, biological process: regulation of autophagy; autophagosome assembly; protein autophosphorylation. The coding region runs from base 1 to 5580 and encodes 1859 amino acids. Lineage: Eukaryota; Metazoa; Xenacoelomorpha; Acoela; Convolutidae. Gene Ontology annotation, cellular component: phagophore assembly site; autophagosome; membrane. The record is from RefSeq and is a predicted model, not a curated record.
AUGAGUUUUUGGGUCAACCUGAGCUGUCCAAUUCACUGGGAGUUCGCGAUUGACGAAGUCGCUCCUAAUUUUCUCUUCAUUGACCUUCCACCAGACAAAGUCCUGCCAAGUAAUUUGGUCGAGCUCGAGAGGUAUCUCGGCCAGGGGUGUUUCGGCGCCGUGUUCAGCGGUUACAUCUCGGACCCCUCAGGGAGAGUGGAGGAACGGAUCCCGGUUGCACAUAAAGUUUAUCAGCCAAUCAACGUCGAAGAGAGGUUCCAGGCACCUAUAGGCGAUAAAGACGCUAUUGUUAGUAAUCAGAAACUCUGGAUGUUUGACCCCUCGUUCAAAAUUGCUGAAGCGUACGUGGAACUUCGGAAAGAAGCAUCGGUUUUAAUGGAACUGCAACAUCCAUACAUUGUUUCCUUCUACGGAGCUAGCUUGUCGCCCAUUGCUCUAAUUCUGGAUGUUGCACCAAUGGGUGACUUAGCUGCUCAACUGGAGAUUUUCAGGAGCGAAAACUCUUUGCUACCACCUCCUGUUGUUAAAGACAUCAUCUUUCAACUAGCAAGUGCACUUUCCUAUUUACAUGAGCACUCGUACGUCCAUCGUGAUUUAAAGCCAGCGAAUGUUUUGGUCUGGAGCUUUCCGGCACCUCAUCGAAUGAUGCGGGAUCUACCUCUUAAAAACACCUGUUUGGUCAGACUCAGUGAUUACGGAAUGACACAAAAAGAAAUUGGCGAGCAGAUGUUGGGGAGACCAGGAACUCCCCAGUACAUGGCUCCUGAGAUCCUCCAAGACGAAGGACGCGAGAUUUUCAACAAUAAAAUCGACAUUUACUCUCUCGGAAUGAUUAUUUAUGACUGUAACUCUAAAACUUUCGUUGCAUCCGAAAUGAAAAGCGACGAGAAAAAUGACAAGAACAAAAACAUAAUCGACAUAGAGGUUCCGAAAAAGUACAAGGAAGUGGAGGGCUGGGUGAGACAGUUGCGAGCAGACCUGAAAAGGGAAAACCAGGAGCCCAUUUUGAGCGGACAGAAACUACGAGACAAGAUAAACGGACAUUUGCUGAAGCAAAACAUGCGAGAAUUAGAUUCAGCUGAGUUUAACACCAUGAUGCAAUUUAUGCACGAAAACGGAAUCAUUUUGCACUACGAAAGCACUCUUCUGAAUGACAAGUACUUCGUAGACCCGCAAUGGAUGGCCGAUCAAUUGGCCGAAGUGAUCACCGUUAAAGAGAACAAAAACUACGGCAGCAGUGGAAUUGCCAAAGUGAGUGACUUCUUAAGUCGCAUCUCAAAAAUUGCUGCAGUGAGUAAGUUCAAAACUUGGCCCAGUUUAUUCAUCCCGCUGCUGUCUCAGUUUGAAGUGGCUCUUAAGUUCAGUGAGAACUACAUGUUGAUUCCGUCGUCGCUGCCGACCGAGAAGGAACACAUUGAGAGGUAUGACAACCAGCUGAAUCGCGACAUCCCCACUGCUAGCGUCGUGGCACCAGAGUACUCGGGUUUUGCCGCCGUCUCAUCUCUAGAACCGAAGCAAGGCCAAUCGAGACGCAGAGGCAUCACAAGGAAACACUACAAAGUUUUCAGCAAAGUUGAGAUUCUAAAAGGGGAACCACCCCACGCGCGCGAUCUGCUGGACACCGACAAAACUCUUCUGACACUUCACUUGCCCGAAGCAGAAAACGUGCGAUGUCUUUCUAAGUUUAUGAUCUUUUCUUACAUCCCAUUCGGUUUUUGGGCUCGAUUUAUAGCCCGAAUAAUUUCAGACGAGCAGUUUUCGCUAACAGCAGGCGACAUCUUUGGACAACAGUUUUCAAGUCAGUCGUCUGAAACAGGGAGUAAUUUGUUUACACCAUUGGUGGACUACGCGUUGAACUCUGGAUUUAGCUGGCGCUGCUGGAAAACGGGCGUGGGGUUAUUUCUGUGGAGCCACAUUCCCGUUCUGGAAGUGAAAGAGGUUCUCUGCGAGGACCAAUGCCGAGAAGUAUCUCCUUUCGCCCAGCUGCCGGAAACAGUUAAGAUACGAAAACACGUUCUCAUAAACCCUCAAGGUCAUAUGGCUAGAACUCUGAACAUCGAAGACACUUUUAGAGUCAAAACUGAUGUACAGUUCCAAGAGCGAGAGCUGAACAAGUCUUUUCCGAAACAAGUGCUGUCAAUCAAAGUGUUCAUGCCCAGUGUUACAAUCAUAGAACAACACAUGUUUCAUAAUUACAGCUUAUCCGAGUGCACGUACUUGGGGCCUAAAUUGAGAACGAUCGCUCAUUUUUUUGAGAUCAUAUCUCAACAUGUGGACAUGUUGUUGACGGAGUGGUACCCCAACUUGGGUCAGAGACCCCAGAUGAUGGGAGACAGUUGUGGGGAGCACUCGAUAGAAAGGGUCUUGCCCUGUCCCAAUUGUCUGUCGGAGAGAGACAACACAGUGCUCCCAGUCACUCAUCUUCAUCUGCAGUGCAGUGUGGAAAGUGUGACCAAAUUCCAGCAACGCAACAACACAUCAGCUAUCUUCAAAGAAGUAGCGGCCAAUAGGCGAGAUACAAAUGCAGACUCCACCUCCAGUUCUGAGGAAGAGGAAGACGGAAGGCCCCAUAAGCAGAGAAAGAAACCACACUUUCACCAGGAGAGCGAUGUUGCAACCCCUACUCCGACACCCACAGACGAGGACAAGUGCCUCUCAUUUGUCAAACGGGACAGUAUAGACGACUCUGAGCAGCCAGCGCUUCGAAUGAGGUCGGGCACUUCUAAACUAGACAGAGUGAACAGCAGACUACAUAACGUCAUGCGAAGAUACACUUCGGCCAUAGUUGCGGACACCUUAGAUUACAGCCGAGACUGGAGAGAGUACCACGGAAUAGACCAGGAGCACCCCCAGCAGCAGUACCCCACCGCCAUGCCCCGCUACUCCGCCGGCUCCAUCGGCACCAUUUACUCAGAGUAUGGAUCAGCUGCAUCAAUGCCCAGUUCCAGUGUGAGGUUCACCCAUACCAUGUCCAUGCGCAAAAGCACAAAGAGAUCCUUUGUUGCGGACACCAUGUUUCCCAGACUGCACUGUUUCGUGGAGGAGGAGAUUUUGCUGCUAGCCUGCUCCAGCCAGGUCAACCUGAGCUGUCCAAUUCACUGGGAGUUCGCGAUUGACGAAGUCGCUCCUAAUUUUCUCUUCAUUGACCUUCCACCAGACAAAGUCCUGCCAAGUAAUUUGGUCGAGCUCGAGAGGUAUCUCGGCCAGGGGUGUUUCGGCGCCGUGUUCAGCGGUUACAUCUCGGACCCCUCAGGGAGAGUGGAGGAACGGAUCCCGGUUGCACAUAAAGUUUAUCAGCCAAUCAACGUCGAAGAGAGGUUCCAGGCACCUAUAGGCGAUAAAGACGCUAUUGUUAGUAAUCAGAAACUCUGGAUGUUUGACCCCUCGUUCAAAAUUGCUGAAGCGUACGUGGAACUUCGGAAAGAAGCAUCGGUUUUAAUGGAACUGCAACAUCCAUACAUUGUUUCCUUCUACGGAGCUAGCUUGUCGCCCAUUGCUCUAAUUCUGGAUGUUGCACCAAUGGGUGACUUAGCUGCUCAACUGGAGAUUUUCAGGAGCGAAAACUCUUUGCUACCACCUCCUGUUGUUAAAGACAUCAUCUUUCAACUAGCAAGUGCACUUUCCUAUUUACAUGAGCACUCGUACGUCCAUCGUGAUUUAAAGCCAGCGAAUGUUUUGGUCUGGAGCUUUCCGGCACCUCAUCGAAUGAUGCGGGAUCUACCUCUUAAAAACACCUGUUUGGUCAGACUCAGUGAUUACGGAAUGACACAAAAAGAAAUUGGCGAGCAGAUGUUGGGGAGACCAGGAACUCCCCAGUACAUGGCUCCUGAGAUCCUCCAAGACGAAGGACGCGAGAUUUUCAACAAUAAAAUCGACAUUUACUCUCUCGGAAUGAUUAUUCAUGACUGUAACUCUAAAACUUUCGUUGCAUCCGAAAUGAAAAGCGACGAGAAAAAUGACAAGAACAAAAACAUAAUCGACAUAGAGGUUCCGAAAAAGUACAAGGAAGUGGAGGGCUGGGUGAGACAGUUGCGAGCAGACCUGAAAAGGGAAAACCAGGAGCCCAUUUUGAGCGGACAGAAACUACGAGACAAGAUAAACGGACAUUUGCUGAAGCAAAACAUGCGAGAAUUAGAUUCAGCUGAGUUUAACACCAUGAUGCAAUUUAUGCACGAAAACGGAAUCAUUUUGCACUACGAAAGCACUCUUCUGAAUGACAAGUACUUCGUAGACCCGCAAUGGAUGGCCGAUCAAUUGGCCGAAGUGAUCACCGUUAAAGAGAACAAAAACUACGGCAGCAGUGGAAUUGCCAAAGUGAGUGACUUCUUAAGUCGCAUCUCAAAAAUUGCUGCAGUGAGUAAGUUCAAAACUUGGCCCAGUUUAUUCAUCCCGCUGCUGUCUCAGUUUGAAGUGGCUCUUAAGUUCAGUGAGAACUACAUGUUGAUUCCGUCGUCGCUGCCGACCGAGAAGGAACACAUUGAGAGGUAUGACAACCAGCUGAAUCGCGACAUCCCCACUGCUAGCGUCGUGGCACCAGAGUACUCGGGUUUUGCCGCCGUCUCAUCUCUAGAACCGAAGCAAGGCCAAUCGAGACGCAGAGGCAUCACAAGGAAACACUACAAAGUUUUCAGCAAAGUUGAGAUUCUAAAAGGGGAACCACCCCACGCGCGCGAUCUGCUGGACACCGACAAAACUCUUCUGACACUUCGCUUGCCCGAAGCAGAAAACGUGCGAUGUCUUUCUAAGUUUAUGAUCUUUUCUUACAUCCCAUUCGGUUUUUGGGCUCGAUUUAUAGCCCGAAUAAUUUCAGACGAGCAGUUUUCGCUAACAGCAGGCGACAUCUUUGGACAACAGUUUUCAAGUCAGUCGUCUGAAACAGGGAGUAAUUUGUUUACACCAUUGGUGGACUACGCGUUGAACUCUGGAUUUAGCUGGCGCUGCUGGAAAACGGGCGUGGGGUUAUUUCUGUGGAGCCACAUUCCCGUUCUGGAAGUGAAAGAGGUUCUCUGCGAGGACCAAUGCCGAGAAGUAUCUCCUUUCGCCCAGCUGCCGGAAACAGUUAAGAUACGAAAACACGUUCUCAUAAACCCUCAAGGUCAUAUGGCUAGAACUCUGAACAUCGAAGACACUUUUAGAGUCAAAACUGAUGUACAGUUCCAAGAGCGAGAGCUGAUCAAGUCUUUUCCGAAACAAGUGCUGUCAAUCAAAGUGUUCAUGCCCAGUGUUACAAUCAUAGAACAACACAUGUUUCAUAAUUACAGCUUAUCCGAGUGCACGUACUUGGGGCCUAAAUUGAGAACGAUCGCUCAUUUUUUUGAGAUCAUAUCUCAACAUGUGGACAUGUUGUUGACGGAGUGGUACCCCAACUUGGGUCAGAGACCCCAGAUGAUGGGAGACAGUUGUGGAGAGCACUCGAUAGAAAGGGUCUUGCCCUGUCCCAAUUGUCUGUCGGAGAGAGACAACACAGUGCUCCCAGUCACUCAUCUUCAUCUGCAGUGCAGUGUGGAAAGUGUGACCAAAUUCCAGCAACGCAACAACACAUCAGGCACCUGUGCUAGAUCUUUUUCGAUAACAUUUUAA